AUGGCCAAAGAAGAGGAGAAGCGGGAACUCUACUUGGAACAACGCCGAUUGCGCAACCGAAAGCAUCAGCUCUACACUGACACACUCCAAGAAUUUCAGGAAUCACAUCCACGAAGGCCUGGAGAAACCACCAGAACAAAUCCGGCCACCUCAACCUAUUUCCAUUAUACCCGCCGCAUUAUGCUGGAACAUGACGCCCUGGCUCGAAUACUUCCAAUGAGCGUCGAACUGCGAAGCCGUGAGGGCCGUGAAGCACUCCAUGCAAUGGAGGCCCUGUGCAAACAAGAUUGCACUGUUGUCUAUCGCACCAGUUUGGAGCCAAUUGAUUGGAAAUGCAUCUGUAAGCAGCAGAUGGACAAGUGA
Messenger RNA from Coccidioides posadasii C735 delta SOWgp, 363 nucleotides. RefSeq lists its product as uncharacterized. NCBI's taxonomy places the organism in Eukaryota, Fungi, Ascomycota, Eurotiomycetes, Onygenales, Onygenaceae. The record is from RefSeq and is a predicted model, not a curated record.